Messenger RNA from Halteromyces radiatus, 929 nucleotides. Its product is annotated as vacuolar membrane protein-domain-containing protein. NCBI's taxonomy places the organism in Eukaryota, Fungi, Mucoromycota, Mucoromycetes, Mucorales, Cunninghamellaceae. Gene Ontology annotation, cellular component: membrane. The transcript is spliced from 3 exons. The coding region runs from base 37 to 879 and encodes 280 amino acids. The record is from RefSeq and is a predicted model, not a curated record.
UUUUUUUUUUACGCUAUUCGACUUGAUGCUUUAAUCAUGUUUCCUUUACUACCCUUUACUUUAUACCCUUCUUCUACUUCUUCAUGCUCAUACAAUACCCUUAAUUUAUAUCCUCCUCCUCCUCCCGGAUCUCCCGAUGACGAAGGUUGUAAAUUACUAGACGGUUUUGCUAUACUAGUUCAAUUUAUUUUGGCCUCUUCUGCUUUUAUUAUACUUGUUUAUAAACGAUAUAGAGAACGUCCUCAACGACCUGUAGAAAUAUGGGCACUCGAUGUUAGUAAACAGUUUAUCGGAGCAGCAGUUAUUCAUUCGUUGAAUAUCCUUGUUAGUUAUGUUGUAGGUCAUCCUCGUCAUGGUCCUCGUAGUAAUCUUUGUGUAUGGUACAUGUUGAAUGUACUUGUAGAUUGUACUCUUGGUGUUGGUAUCCUUUGGUGUUGGCUUCGUGGUUUACAAUGGUUUUUAGAAAAAAAAUGUCAUUUGAACUACGUCCGCAGUUAUGGACCUCCUCCUUUGAAACGACGUUUGACUCCGUGGGCAAAACAAACCUUGGUAUUCAUUGUGGCUGAAGGUUUGAUGAAAUUAUGUGUCUAUCUUAUCUUUCGUUUAUUCCCUAUUCUAUUUCGAUUUGGUGAAUGGGCUCUUCGUUGGACAAAAGGAAAUUAUCGCUAUCAAGUUUUAUUUGUUAUGCUCAUUUUCCCAUUAUUCAUGAAUGGAAUGCAAUUUUGGAUUGUAGAUACUAUUGUCAAAGUCACUCCUCGGUUUUAUGAAUCACUUGAUCCUAUAACGUCUCAUCAUGAUUCAGUUGACGAAGAACAAGGUCAUCCAUCCUCUACAGAUGCAUAUGAUGAACGCUCUCCUUUAUUAGACAAUAGAUUAUAGUUUAUUUAUUUAUUUACUUGUCAAUAAACAACCUUUUGGGUCUCAUACAA